This is a messenger RNA of Fonsecaea erecta, 360 nucleotides long. RefSeq lists its product as hypothetical. The coding region runs from base 1 to 360 and encodes 119 amino acids. NCBI's taxonomy places the organism in Eukaryota, Fungi, Ascomycota, Eurotiomycetes, Chaetothyriales, Herpotrichiellaceae. The transcript has a single exon. The record is from RefSeq and is a predicted model, not a curated record.
AUGAGGCAAAGAGAUUGUGCAACCCGCUUCGCAGGACGUAUCCACGGUGAGACAAUCCGCUGCAGUCUGGCACUCUUUGUCAGGCGCAUCGAUCGCUUUCUGUUUCGGACGGCGAUACUUUCCUGCCUUUGUCUCUACGACGAAGACACAGACGAAGAUGAAGAUGAAGAUGAGGACAACGACGACGAAUCCGAGUCGUACGCCGCUACGGCCGACGCCGAACUCCCAGAAGAAAAACAGGAGGAGGAGGAGGAAGAAGACGACUCGGGGGAGGAGUUCUAUCUGGAGACGAGGCCUGGAUAUCCUCGACACCCGCUUCAGUCACGGGCGAAUGAUUCUCCUACUGUAAGACUCAAAUGA